UAGCUGAACAAUACGAGCUUUUCGAGACGGUUAAGGCAUUUCUACACAAAUCCGAGUCAUUCUUAAAUUUUUCCAAUAAUCAUUAUCCGACAACCUGGAGUUGAACCUUGGGUAGACUCUUAGAGCGCAGGUCACCAAAUGACCUAAAAUUUGGCAGUGAUGUUGGAGUUAGCGAGGAAGUUUAUUAAUUUUGGUGGUUUGUUCAUUGUUGUACAUAGAAAUUCAGCUUAGAGUGCCAAUGGAGAACUAUCAUUGCACCACAAUACCUUUAAUUUGCGCAGAAGUUAUACAAGAAGCAAGGGAGUUCCAUUAUUUUUUUCAGUUCGUUGUGCAUUGAAAUUCAGGUGACAGCGCCAAUUGAGGUUCUUGGUAGGACUGCUGAAGAAUUGCAGUUGAAAAAAAAAACUUACAUUGGUAUGGAUAUCCAGUUUGAUUGGGAACGAAGAGAUGCAUUUGUGCGGCAACCAAAUGGCACACUGUUCAGCUGGUCCGAACGUUAUCAGUGUCUGAUUCAUUUAAGCUAUGGUGUGGUUAAUGAGUUGAAUGUACAUGUAAUUUUAACUAUUGUUGAAGAAAGUCGGGACAUUGAAUGGAAAUCUGAGGAGCCUUUGAUUGAAAGACUGCAAAUUGAGGGCAUUGUCAAAGAAGUAUUUCCCCUUCAUGAUGAAAAUCAGAGGAAUGAGCUUUUGCAAAAAUGGGCAUACAAUUGGAUGGACUUGACCUCACAGCCAAUAGAUGCAAUUUAUUCGUACUUUGGAGCUAAGGUAGCUACGUAUUUUUCCUUCUUAGGCAUGUACACCAAAUGGAUACUAUUUCCAAGCGUGUUGGGGAUAUUUUUCCAUUCUGUAAAUUUUGGGUCUUGGAGGGUGGUUGUACUAUCCAUCUUUUUCAUGAUAGUAAUAUUAUGGAGUGUUUUAUUUUUACAAUUUUGGAGGCGUAAGAAUGCUAAACUCUUGCUCAGGUGGAAUACGAGUCACUCAGGAAAUGUGGAACCAGGGUCUAGAUCCUAUGCAUCUGAGCAGCAUGCUUUGAGUCAGCUUACCCCUGGUGGAGUGAUUAUAGGACCAAAUAACAUGCCUCCAAAUGAGCAGCGCACUACCCUACAGAGACAUGAAUGGCAUGAAAAUUUCAAAAGUUUGAGAAACAAUGUAAUUGUUAUUGCAGGAAUCCUCUGCCUCCAGUUACCAUUUGAAUUGGCAUAUGCUCACUUCAACCACAUAAUUCAUUCACAGAUUUGGAAGUAUGCAUUAACAGUUUUGUAUGUUUUGACUAUUCAAUAUUAUAUGAAGUUUGGUGGAAACAUUGCUGAAAGGCUUGUUAAAACCCAACAUCACAAUAGCAAAGAAGCUCGAGCAGACUGUUUAGUUUACAAGGUUUUUGGCCUGUACUUCAUGCAAUAUUACAUUGGCUUGUUCUAUCAUGCAUUUUUUCGUCGGGAUAUCAAACUUCUCAGAACAUUUUUGAUUCAACGACUGAUUGUAUCCCAGGUGUUGAGCAAUGUCGUAGAGAACCUAGGUCCUUACGUAAAAUACCACUAUACGAAAUACUUUGCCAUCAAAAGGGAACGUAAGGGACAUUUUCCUCAGCAUACAUCGAGAAUAGAAAAGGAAUACAUGAAGCCUUCAUAUACCGCGAGUGUAGGAGAGGGGAUGGAAGAUGGGCUUUUUGAUGAUUUUCUGGAGUUGGCAUUGCAGUUUGGAAUGGUCACCAUGUUUGCUUGUGCAUUUCCUUUGGUUUUUGUUUUUGCAGCUGUGAAUAAUCUGAUGGAGAUUCGUACAGAUUCCUUGAAGCUGUUAGCCUUGCUACGAAGGCCAAUUCCACGUGCUGCAUCAAGCAUUGGAGCAUGGUUAAACAUUUUUGAGUUCCUGGGAGUGAUUGCAAUCUGCUCAAAUUGUGCUCUUCUGGUGUGUUUACAUCAUGAAGAUGGAAAAUGGGAAAAAGGACCUGGAUUGGUAACCAUUGUCCUAAUUGAGCACGCAUUACUCUUGAUGAAGUUUGGGUUUAGCUGCUUGGUGCCCGAGGAGCCUGCAUGGGUGAGAGCAACUCGCAUGAGACGUGCACAAGAUCGGGAUAUGUGCUCUGCACAACUCCUGCAGAACAUUUUUGAGCUUGACAAGAAGAAAGAUUGUUAGUUUUCUGUCGAAUAAUAUUUGAGAUUUCAUUAAAUUUAUGUUUCUGCAUGUAGAAUCUUCCCUAGUAAAUAAAUGUAUUCUGUAACUGCUGUUUCUGAUGGUCUCUUUAUUCUUUCUUUCCAACAUUUUUUUUGAUGGAGAUUGAUCUUCAUCAUUUGGAAUGUACACCGCAAGGAUAUUAGAGCUUUUAGGCCGGGUAUUUGAGCCUACUUAUGUAAAACUGGAACAUUUUGCUAGUGUUUGAUUGUUCUGAAAUUUUGGCUUUGAAAUUUGUUGAGAUUUGGUUAGGGUGUUCUCAUUUGUUCCAAUUUUGUUAAAAACUAAUUUCAAGGUUAUCUGGAGAUUUUUAGAAUUAUUGAA
This is a messenger RNA of Cryptomeria japonica (Japanese cedar), 2492 nucleotides long. Its product is annotated as anoctamin-like protein Os01g0706700. The record is from RefSeq and is a predicted model, not a curated record. Gene Ontology annotation, molecular function: chloride channel activity. The transcript has 16 exons. Gene Ontology annotation, biological process: chloride transmembrane transport. Lineage: Eukaryota; Viridiplantae; Streptophyta; Pinopsida; Cupressales; Cupressaceae. Bases 417 to 2132 code for a protein of 571 amino acids.